CCAAAAGGGACAAACGCAGGUGGUGGUGUAGCAUCAUGUCGUGUCGGGAGCGAAGAAGACCACAAACAAACAUGGCGACCCCCGGGCACAACUCGGUAGGCAUGAAGAUGCUUCAAUUUCUCAAACUAAUCGGACAGCUUAAGAGGGUUCCCCGGACAGGCUGGGUGUACAGGGAAGUGAAGGAGCCAGAGAGUGUGUCAGACCACAUGUACCGCAUGGCCCUCAUGUCGCUCACCAUCACUGACCCCACGGUGGACAAGGACAGGUGCAUGAAGCUGUCUCUAGUCCAUGACAUGGCCGAGUGCAUCGUGGGAGACAUCGCCCCGCUGGACAACGUCAGUAAAGCUGAGAAACACAAGCGAGAGGAGGCAGCCAUGAAGCAGCUGAUUAGUUUGACUCCAGGCAGCGUUGGACAGGAGUUGUAUGGCCUGUGGGAGGAGUACGAAAACCAGAGCAGCCCCGAGGCCAGGCUGGUGAAAGAGUUUGACCGCCUGGAGAUGAUCCUGCAGGCUCACGAGUACGAGGAGCUGGAGGGAAUGCCGGGAAGGUUGCAGGAGUUUUUCGACUCCACUGAAGGUUAUUUCCAGCACCCGGAUGUUCUCCAGCUUGUCAGCUCUUUGAAUGACGAAAGGAGAAGUCAUAUGACACGUUCAGCAAAGAACUCUUUACAUGCUUCGUGACCUAAAACUAAAAAGGUACUCAAAGCGCUUUGACACUACUUCCACAUUUACCCAUUCACACACUGAUUGAGGGAGCUGCCAUGCAAGGCGCUAACCAGCACCCAUCAGGAGCAAGAGUCUUGCUCAGGACACAACGGACGUGACGAGGUUGGUACUAGGUCGGGAUUGAACCAGGGACCCUUGGGUUGUGCACGGCCACUCUCCCAACUGCGCCAUUGUAUAAAUUGUACGCUAUUUUGUUGACAGAUCGGGUUACAACUAGUUGAGAAAGUAAUGCCACGCAGUUAAAACAAUCCUAUUGCUGUCUUUAAUAAACUUUUUUCAAAUUAUAA
Molecule: messenger RNA, 1012 nt
Organism: Nerophis ophidion (straightnose pipefish)
Lineage: Eukaryota; Metazoa; Chordata; Actinopteri; Syngnathiformes; Syngnathidae
Gene: hddc2
Product: HD domain containing 2
Exons: 8
Coding region: 36-680 (214 amino acids)
Cellular component (GO): cytoplasm
Molecular function (GO): 5'-deoxynucleotidase activity
Source: RefSeq, a predicted model, not a curated record